Trypanosoma conorhini is the source of this 327-nucleotide messenger RNA. RefSeq lists its product as uncharacterized. The record is from RefSeq and is a predicted model, not a curated record. The transcript has a single exon. Lineage: Eukaryota; Euglenozoa; Kinetoplastea; Trypanosomatida; Trypanosomatidae. Bases 1 to 327 code for a protein of 108 amino acids.
AUGUUGCGCGUCGUGCGGGCGCUCCGCGGCGUCGGCGGCGAGUCGCGGUGGAGGCCGGUGGGGGAACUCGACCGGCGGGGUCGCUGCAGCCUGGACGAGGCGGCGGCUGCCCUCGGGCUCGACCCCGCCUACGUCGCCGCGCUGUACAAGCCGCUGCAUUACACCUUCGCCGUGCGGGGCCAACACUACCCGGCGGAGCAGGGCCGCGUGAGCCGCCCGGGCUCACUGAGUUGCUCGCGGAGCCGCAUGUUUCCCCUGUACCGCCGCAACAACCGCCUGGACGGCCGACUGAUGCGCCUCAGUCGUCACCGCGUCUCCACGGAGUGA